Lethenteron reissneri (Far Eastern brook lamprey) is the source of this 2024-nucleotide messenger RNA. Its product is annotated as putative ferric-chelate reductase 1. The record is from RefSeq and is a predicted model, not a curated record. Lineage: Eukaryota; Metazoa; Chordata; Hyperoartia; Petromyzontiformes; Petromyzontidae. Gene Ontology annotation, cellular component: membrane.
AACAUCUCCCAAGUCACCUUGACGCCUCAUGUGUUGGUGGGGGGGGGCACUUGGCUAUAAAUAAUCUCGGCUGUGCCGUCGUGUAGAUUGGAACCAAGCAACCGACCCCAACGCCCACAUCGCAGAGAGAGAGAGCGAGAGCGAGCGACACGCAGCUGGCACCAACCUGUCUCUGGUGACGUCUCGUGCCAGGCUAGGUGCACCUUUCAAGGUCGUUGUACGCCAAGUGUCUCGAGUUUCACGGUCAAGAGCUCCAUGAGGCUGCAGAUGUCAGCGUGGCUUGCCCUCCCCCUCCUCCUCCUCGCUUGCUGGGGGGCCCCGCGGGGGCCGAGGCCUACGGGGAUGGGGCCCCCAAGGAAACCUGCGGCUCCAUGACCCCGGGCCACGGGAUGGCCGUCCCCAGCCUCGUCUACAGCAUCAACGUCUCGGGGACGACCUUCACCAACACCUCCAGCCUCACUGUGACCGUGAACGGAACCUACCAAGGUGUGAUCAUGCAGGCCCGGGCUCCAGGCUGCUCCACUCCCGUCGGGACCUGGGCCACUCCACCCGCAGACACCAAGGUCAUGCAGUGCUCGUCUGCGAGUGACACGAUGACCCAUAGCAGCACGACGAAUAAGGUCAACUCCGUUUACAUCUGGACUUCUCCCAAGAGCGGAGCGCCAGCCAGCGUCGAGUUUGUGGCGACCGUUGCUCAGAACAAGGAUCAGUGGAUUAAGAACAUCAAGUCCGCAGCCGUCACGGCCCAAGGAUACAGCACCAUCACCACGACCUGCGGAGCAGGACUCGGAUCGACGUUCCGGUCUCCGGCCUCCAUCGCGUGGACCCUGCCGCUGGGCAUCAUGGUCUUUAUGAUAGCCCGUGUCUAGAUGUUGAUGGCACACAUUCACUCUCCCACUCACAUACUCACUCUGACACUCUCACACUCACCCUGACACUCACUCUGACACUCACACACUCACUAACAGACUGUUUGGUCAAGUGCUGUUAGCGAGCACCUAUGAAGGCUGGAACGGCACACGAGGGGGUGGGUGGACAGCACCACGCCCAGCCGCCUUCGUUUCCCCAGUGGCGAUGUUUACACACCGCACCGGGUACUCAUUUGAGGCUGAGUCAUCCUAGGGGAGGCCCAGGACCGAUUCAGAUAAUCGGUGUUGGCUGUGAGCGGGAAUCGAACUCAUGUCGCCGGGUUCGUAGCGCAGUGCGCUGACCGCUGCACUACCGCUCCCCACUACACACACGCUGGACACACACUGUACACACACACACACAUGUACACACACACAUGUACACACGUACACACACGCACGGACACAACAACCGCCAUUCGCACGGAGUGGCGAUGAUGUCACCACGACGCUUGUGCCAGGCUAUGUGCACCUUGAGGCCACAUGAAGUGUCGAACGCCCGCUGGCAGGAGGUCACGGGGCAGACCCAGGUGCCACGGGUCGACUGACCGAGAUAACUGGCUGAUGCACCACCUGUGCCCCCUACUGUGCCAACUCCCUGUGCUUUAGCCACCCGGCGCUCCGCUCGUUGUUGUGAGCGUCGCUCCUCCGCCCUCCGUUGUUGUUGGAGGGCGACUACCUCAAACUGCCCAGUAGCGUCCUUCACGAGCCUCCUCCAGAUGCCGAUCUUGACACCGCUGGUACCAGUCAUCGGCAAGUCCAUUCAGCUUCACAUCCUCCUGUACCACAUCACUCCAUCUCUUCUCUAGCCCGUGCCACGCCCGUUCGGCCCCCUCGAUCCGGCCGAACACGGACACACACACGGACACACACACACCACGGACAGGGACACACACACGGACACACACACGGACAGCACUUGGCCUGAUUCGACCUUGAUGCAGGGCGCACCCUUCGGCAGCCACAUCCCGCCUGAGACCUUUCUGUUCGAGGGUUAACGCCUCUGUUGGUUUAUUUUUAAAUGAUGUGAAGCGUCACUUGAUGUUUGGUGUGGACGAUAAUAAAAUGGUGGUGGAUAAAAAAAGCACACAAAGCGGGGGGGUUGAUAUUUCCGGG